AUGGAGGUCAUUGUGUUCGCAACCUCGAUCGUGGAAGUACUCAUGGCGACCGAGCCAGUCCAAGAUUUCGCAUCCCGCAAUGCAGAGUCAAUCAUUUCGCCCGCGGCCGGGUCAAGCACAGCGAACGAUGACGUCAGUCAAUCAUCAUCGGCGACCGUCGACGGCGGCAGAAAACCACAUGUUCGACGGCAAGGUAUCGCAGUACAGGCUGUGGAAGUCGCAAUUCGAGAAUUACGUCCGUCGACGUACGAGGCGACCGACGCGGAUAAACUGGUCGCGCUGUGCAAAUUGUUAAAGGGCCCGCCGAAAGACAUCAUAUCUGAACUACCGCUCACCGAUAACAACUACAAAGUCGCCGUGAAGCUGUUCGACGAGAAUUAUGACGUUCCCGAGCUGCGUCAACAAGACGUUCUUGCAUCCAUAGUGACUGUGCCUAAAGUGCGCCAUCAGAACGAUACAGCAGCGCUGCGUGAGUUGCUUAACGUCGCUCAGAGAACAAUACUCUCAUUGGCGGCGAUUAGCAUACCUCUUUCGAGUAUAUCAUUACCGUAUGAGCAAACGAUACGGAGAGCGCUCCCAGUCAACCUACUGCUGCAAUUCGAAGACAGUCAUCCGUCUCUCCUCGCUGGUGACGAAGCGACAUCUAAUCCCGCUUCAGAUGCAACAAGGCACCUCGAGCUACUGCUGAGUUUCCUCCGUAGAUACACGGCUCUUCGCGAACGUAUAGCGAAUAGUGAUCCAAAACAACAUCGACCCAGGGAGGGCGAGUUCGGUGGCAUUCCUUCAGCUGCUCCAAAGCCUCCCGCACGGGCUCUUCCGCGCCAUCGGAUGUCCUACACUGCCGCCGGAGCUGCCAGGAAUGACCGCACGAGUACAGUCAAGAAGCCAAGAAACUCGUGCAUGUUCUGUAGCAGCGCUGAUCAGCGUCCAUCGGCUUGCACUGCGGAAAUAACAAUUCAGCGACGCAGAGAGAUGCUCUCUCAGCGGCAGAGAUGUACAACAUGUUUCCAGUUCGAACAUAGACCUCCGAGAACUUGCAACGGUCCGCGAGAAAGCUGUCAAAUCUGUAACAGCUCAGCCCAUUACACAUCGAUGCACGGGGAUACUGCGAAAACAGAUGCGCAGAGGUCAACGGCUGCUGGCGUUCUGCCCACUGUCGCGGCGAUUUCUGCUCCUCGAUCGAUCGUCAUGACGGCGGCGGCCUUCGCAGUUCACGGAAACCAGAGGAUUCCUGUCCGAUGCUUCAUGGACAGUGGUUCAAUGGUGUCGUUUGCCACGACGAACCUCAUCCGGAGUCUGCCUGAUAUCAGCCCUCAAGCCCGAGUCGAACUCAAGCUGCAAGGAGUCGCCAGCCAGCACGUCGUCUCAACAAAUCGAUAUGCUAUACGGCUCGUAAGCGCCCUAGUCGACUCGGAGAGUGUCACGCUUCAGGCUCACGAGUUCGACUUCGGUCUCGACUCCCCAACCUCUUGCUCUCAGAGUAUGCAGCAGUUGAUCCGAAAAUUCGGAGAAGUUCAUACCUUGGCUGACUCGGCCCUCAUCGAUCAACACCGGGCAAAGGCUCCUGAUCUGCUAAUCGGCAUCGAUCAGAUGUUCAAAAUAAUGCACUUGAACAGAGAGAAAAUCAUCGCAGAUGGAUUGACGGCUAAAUCCUCGCGAUUCGGAUGGAUUAUCUCCGGAGCGUACGGUGCAGGAGCCACUCGAGCAGACGUUCUGCGAGUCAGGCCAACCUGUUGUGCCGCCACCUUAUCACGCACCGAGGGCGAUAUCGAGCGCCUAUGGUCACUAGACGCUGUUGGUGUUUCCGAUCCGAAAGCCGAGGAUCACAGCGUUGCGGAUCUUGAGGCAUUGAGACAGUUCCGAGAUGGGGUGCACUGGGACGGCAAACGAUAUACCGUCACAUCGCCGAAACGGGAUUCAAUUGUGCAACUCUCGAACAAUCUGGACGUCGCUUUGCGCCGUCUGACCGAUAAACGCCGGAGUUUGGCCCGUAAUUUCGACACCUUCAAGAGAUACGACGCGGAGAUUUGGAAGUUCGUCCAUGCCGAUUAUGCUGAAGGGAUCUCCGACGUCGACCUACUGGGUGGCAGCAGAUGCGAUCGAACGUAUUAA
Molecule: messenger RNA, 2112 nt
Organism: Galendromus occidentalis (western predatory mite)
Lineage: Eukaryota; Metazoa; Arthropoda; Arachnida; Mesostigmata; Phytoseiidae
Exons: 2
Coding region: 1-2112 (703 amino acids)
Source: RefSeq, a predicted model, not a curated record